Messenger RNA from Cajanus cajan (pigeon pea), 560 nucleotides. NCBI's taxonomy places the organism in Eukaryota, Viridiplantae, Streptophyta, Magnoliopsida, Fabales, Fabaceae. The record is from RefSeq and is a predicted model, not a curated record.
CUUUUUUAUACACUACACAGUCCCACAGCAACCAACUUUCUUUCUUCUCUCCCAUCAAUAUUCACCUUUCCUCCCUCACACACUGUCUCAUAGCUAGUUCUAGAUAUUACAGUUCCUUUGUUUUUAAUGGAUGAAAAGUGGAAGGUGUCAAAGAAGGAAGCAGGUUCAAGCACAUCCACAAAGUCAUUGUUCUCGAGGAGUUGCUCAACAAGAGGCCCUUCUUCAAACUCCCCUCUCUUGAGGAGCGUAUCCCAAAAGAGUUCCUCCACUUCCAAAACCAACCUUCCUAGGAGCUUCUCUCAGAAGAACCCCUCCAUUGGUCAGAAAUGCACCAGCAUAGCUAAGGAACACAAAGCCAGAUUCUACAUCAUGAGGAGGUGUGUAGCCAUGUUAGUUUGCUGGCACAAGCUGUAGGGCCCGAUUGUCCACCUUUUGCACCACCAUAGUAUGAUAUUGUCCGCUUUGGGCCCAAGCCCGCACGGUUUUGUUUUUGGGCUCCUUCCCAAAAGGCCUCAUACUAUGUGGAAUGGUGGACACUUAUAAACUAGCCAAUGUUCCUU